AGGACCCCGUACUUACUAAUAGAUAAAAAAGAUGGCGGCCGCGCUAGCAAGAAGGUUAUCGGGGCUGCUGAGGCCACUGUCUCUGUCUGUUCGUGCUAGAACACCUGUUGUCUAUGACCCAUCCAGCUUGAUCCAGCCUCGGCCUAACUUCAGCACCGCUGCAGCCGCUGUCCGCGCUCCUCUCUGCGGCAUGGCGUGUCAGAGCCCUCGGUACAACAUCCUGCAACGUGUGUCAGCACUUGUUCCCAGUCUGACCUGGCAGCCGUGCAGAAGUCUGACGUACUUCAGUGUGAAGAAGGGAAAGAGGAAAAGUGUAAAAUCGGUGACCCAAAGGUUCAUGCGGCUUCACUGCGGUCUUUGGCUCAGACGCAAGUCUGGAUACAAGAAAAAACUCUGGAAGAAGAUGGCCACCAGAAGAAAGCGCCUGAGGGAAAUUGUAUUUUGUAAUAAAACCCAGAGUCGACUUUUGGAUAAAAUGACAUCAUCUUACUGGAAAAGGAGAAACUGGUACGUUGAUGAUCCAUAUCAGAAGUACCACGAUCGGGUCAAUCUGAAAGUAUAAUUUGCACAUUCUUGUUAUGGCUUCUGCUGGAACAAUAUGUAAACAUGUGCAUGAAAUAAAAGCGUAUGUU
Messenger RNA from Nematolebias whitei (Rio pearlfish), 632 nucleotides. RefSeq names its product mitochondrial ribosomal protein L35 (gene mrpl35). The record is from RefSeq and is a predicted model, not a curated record. Gene Ontology annotation, cellular component: ribosome; mitochondrion. Gene Ontology annotation, biological process: translation. NCBI's taxonomy places the organism in Eukaryota, Metazoa, Chordata, Actinopteri, Cyprinodontiformes, Rivulidae. The transcript is spliced from 4 exons. Gene Ontology annotation, molecular function: structural constituent of ribosome. The coding region runs from base 32 to 562 and encodes 176 amino acids.